Molecule: messenger RNA, 2086 nt
Organism: Juglans microcarpa x Juglans regia
Lineage: Eukaryota; Viridiplantae; Streptophyta; Magnoliopsida; Fagales; Juglandaceae
Product: C-type lectin receptor-like tyrosine-protein kinase At1g52310
Exons: 6
Coding region: 170-1846 (558 amino acids)
Biological process (GO): protein phosphorylation
Molecular function (GO): ATP binding; protein tyrosine kinase activity
Source: RefSeq, a predicted model, not a curated record
ACAUGGUUGAUUACACUGUGUACCGACAGUCUGACUGAGAAAGGGAAACGAGCAUGGAAAUCCGUUCAAUCUGAUUUUCUCUUGCAGUACUCUAUUUACUUCCCAAUAAAGUGAAAAAAAAAAAAAAAUAGUCGUAUUGUGCUGAUAUUCUUGCUCUGGGUUUGUCGAAAUGGUCCUGAUGGAACUGAAAGUAUCUGCCAUGCAACUUUUUUUGCUUCUGAUUUCUUGCGCCGUGCUCCACCUACAAGCUUCGGUGAAUACGGGAUUUAACGGUUCGGAUCCUGGUAACGUUGCUGCUUCAUGGAGUCAAGCCAGUAAAGCACCAUGUCCUGCUGGUUGGGUAUCUGACCCUGAUAAAAGUAAAUGCUUUGGUUAUAUGAGAAGUCCCAAGUCAUGGAAUGAGUCAGAGGCCCUCUGUAACGGAUAUGGUGGGCAUUUGGCGGCAUUAACAUCAUUUCAAGAACUGAGCUUUGCUCUUAAGCUAUGUGGUGAAGUCAUUAAUGGCUGUUGGGUUGGAGGAAGAGGCAUCAACUCUACUGUUGGUUUCAGUUGGACAUGGUCAGAUAAUACUUCAUAUUGGAACGAGUCCAUCUUUCUUGGGGCACCUGUUCCAUCCAGUUGCACCAAUUCUUCCUGCCACACCAACAAUUCGUUUGAUCCAUGUACACUGGUAACUAAUGGAGCAACAUCUCUCAUUAGUGAGAGAUGCAACAUGUCUCAUGCUUUUAUAUGCAUGCUUGAUAUAGGGAGCAUAUGCCACCACAUGCACUGCCACAAGGAAUAUCUUAUCAUCCUUGCAGUUGUAAGUGCAUUGAUUCUCUGUACUACGUUGGCUGUAGUAGUUUGGCUUCUUGCAUACAAGCGGAGCAAGAAGCGCAGGCGAUCUCGCAAGCUAUCUAAUCCAGCAGCUUCUGCAUUAGUGCCCCCGUCAUGGAAAGUCUUCACCAAAGAGGAACUGAAGUCAAUUACAAAGAACUUUAGUGAAGGAAACCGUCUAGUCGGAGAUGCCAAGACAGGUGGAACAUUUAGCGGCCUUCUACCUGAUGGCUCAAGAGUGGCAGUUAAAAGGUUGAAGAGAUCUAGCUUUCAGAGGAAAAAGGAGUUCUAUUCUGAAAUUGGAAGGGUUGCAAGGCUUCACCAUCCAAACUUGGUGGCUGUGAAAGGAUGCUGCUAUGAUCAUGGUGAUCGCUACAUUGUUUAUGAGUUCAUAGUUAAUGGGCCCUUGGAUAGAUGGCUACACCACAUACCAAGGGGGGGUCGGAGCUUAGAUUGGGCUAUGAGAAUGAAAAUUGCCACUACUCUUGCUCAAGGAAUUGCGUUCCUGCAUGACAAGGUUAAGCCACAUGUCGUGCAUCGAGAUAUACGUGCCAGUAAUGUACUACUUGAUGAAGACUUUGGAGCACAUUUAAUGGGGGUUGGCCUCUCAAAGUUUGUCCCAUAUGAAGUGAUGCAAGAGCGGACUGUGAUGGCUGGUGGCACAUAUGGAUACCUAGCCCCCGAAUUCGUCUACAGAAAUGAGCUUACAACAAAGAGUGACGUGUAUAGUUUUGGUGUACUGCUGCUUGAAAUUGUAAGUGGCCGCAGGCCUGCACAGGCAGUUGAUUCAGUUGGUUGGCAGAGUAUAUUUGAAUGGGCUACACCUCUGGUUCAGGCUCAUCGGUACCCAGAUCUCUUGGAUCCUCACAUAUCUUCUUCAUCCUCCUCGGAUAUUCCCGAGGCUGGUGUUAUUCAGAAGGUGGUAGAUCUUGUUUAUGCUUGUACACAGCAUGUUCCAUCUAUGCGUCCCAGAAUGUCUCAUGUUGUUCAUCAGCUGCAACAGUUGGCCCAGACACCUAUUAUAAAGUAAGUACUAAGUUCAACGACUCUUUAGCAUUCUAUAACUAACUAUGAAUUGGGGAUUCUCUUCCCCCCAAUCUUUUUCUGAGCUAAGUUGUUUUUGCAGAACCAUGUUAACAACUAGGGUUCAGCACUAGUGUAGUUCUGUAAGACGUAGUUGUUGCAGUGUUGUGAGUAAUAUAGUAGUAUCAGCUAUGUAUUUUUUUUUAAAUGACGUCCAUUUAAUUAGAAAGUCGAUACAAUCUUCAGU